GCCCUUCUUCCUGUGGAUCCGUCAGCGACCAUGCAAAGCCUCCGGCACCGCGCGCAGCGGGAGCUCGGUGUGGGCCUCUGCCAGCUCGUCUCCUCGUCGGGCAAGAUCCUCCCAGAGCUGUCGACCAUCGGCGAGGUGGGCUUGAAGCAUGGCGACGUGCUGACCGCGGCAGUGAGGCAGCCUCAGAUCGCAGCCACGCUGUCUGCCUUCGCGCUGCUGCGUGCGGACGGGACUGCGGUAACAUGGGGCGAGAUGACCCAAGGUGGCGACAGCAGCGGCGUUCAGGAUCAGCUCGAAGAUGUUCUGGAAAUACAGGCUGCGGACUACGCGUUUGCAGCCCGACGUGCAGAUGGCCGUGUGGUAACUUGGGGCAGCCAGCAGGACGGUGGCGACAGCAGCGACGUGCAGGAGCAUCUUGUUGCCGUUGAGCAGAUUCAGGCGGCGGAGCGAGCUUUUGCUGCUCGACUGGCAGACGGUUCUGUGGUAACCUGGGGCGACAAGUAUGCUGGGGGCGACAGCAGCGCCGUUGGAAGUGAACUGCACCAGGUGCGGGAGAUCCAGGCUUCCCGGCUGGCCUUUGCGGCGCUGCGGGAAGAUGGAUCUGUCGUGUCGUGGGGACAUCCGGACUAUGCUGGAGAUAGUGGUCCGGUGCGGGAGCAGCUGAAGGAAGUGAAGCAGAUCCAG
Messenger RNA from Symbiodinium necroappetens, 684 nucleotides. The record is from the annotation of a GenBank genome assembly. Lineage: Eukaryota; Dinophyceae; Suessiales; Symbiodiniaceae.